Molecule: messenger RNA, 2949 nt
Organism: Cylindrotheca closterium
Lineage: Eukaryota; Bacillariophyta; Bacillariophyceae; Bacillariales; Bacillariaceae
Source: the annotation of a GenBank genome assembly
AUGGCCGAAUAUCCACGGGGCGCAACAGUCCCGUUUCCUCGCAAGCCUUAUCCUCAGCAAGUUGCCUUGAUGGAUACCUUGUUGGAAGCAAUUGCAGAACCUUUGGCAGCAGUCAACGAAACUUCCAAAUCAUCGGUCAAGAGCAAUAGUCCCACUUCUGUCCUUGCCAAUCUCAAGAACGACAACAAGGAUGAUAAUGACGACGAGAAGAAGUUCGAAAGCGAGACAAAAAUCGUGCUGCUGGAGUCACCUACCGGUACUGGAAAGUCCUUAUCGCUUGCCUGUGCAAGUCUUGCAUGGCUCGAGUAUCAGAAACGAAAAACGAAGAAUCAAACUUCUGAGACGUCGUCAACAACACCGAUCCAUGAUACCAAGUUGGGGGAAAAGACUGGAAUAGAAUCGUCUAAAGUACCAACAACCAUACAAACACCAGUAGGUGCUGCAGCAGCAGCAAAGAAAGAAUCGUCGUCCACUGGAUUAGACUGGAUUGACUCCUGGCAGCCAGAUGAAAAUGACGACCUGGAAUUGCAACGCCAACUCGAACAGCAAAAGCGACAACAACAAGUCGAGAAUGAUCGGCUGGAACAAUUACAAAAGGAAGUCCAAAAGAUUCGGCAAUCUUUUAGCCAAGAAGACGAAGACGCAACCUUGCAGCAGAACCGUCGAGUACAGUUGCUAAAGCAGGCCAUUACGAAAUCCAAGAUUCAAGCCAGAAAGAAACAGCGUCUCCAACGACGACGAAAGAAACAGCCAUUGGAAUGGGAAGAUGACGAAGAUGACGAAAAGAAUGAUUUCCAGUAUAAAAAUCCGGAUGGAUCUAUUCCUUGGAUGCUAGAACCUCCCGUGUCCAUAUCCUCAGCGGAUAAUUCUUCCUCCACUCCGAUUCGACCCAAGAUUAUCUAUGCAGCUCGCACCCACUCCCAACUAUCUCAAUUUGUGUCCGAAGUCCGCAAGACUCAUUGGGGAAACUCGACAAAGGUCAUUGCCCUAGCCAGUCGGUCGCAAGGUAUGUGCGGAUACUUGACUUCCAGCGGCAAUCGUGGUUUUGCCAAACGGGAAUCCGAUUUGACCGAAGCCUGUUUGGAGUUGCGGCAAUCGAAGAAGCGUUCCACCAAUUCGGUUUCCAGUUGUGCUUGUCCCCACUAUCAUCCCGAUGCCAUUGCCACUUUGGCACUCCAUGCCUUGGCACAUCCAACGGAUGUCGAAGACUGGAGGGAAAUGGGAAAGGCGACCCAGACUUGUUCGUACUAUGCCUCGAGACAAGCUCUAGUUCAUGCUGAUUUGGUAGUCUUGCCAUAUUCACUCCUCGUUGCAAAAGAAACCAGAGACUCGAUUGGUUUAACUCUAGAGGGCUCGUUGGUAUUGGUGGACGAAGCCCAUAAUCUGCCCCAAGCCAUUGCCAACUUGCAAUCUUGCACAUUGACUGCGACCACUCUAGAAGGAGCCAGUCAUCAAGUGAACUCCUACACCAAAGAAUACAUGGAUCGGCUAUCCCCGCGUCAUUUGCAGUUGCUGGGGCAAUUGAAGCAACUUUUGCGAGGCUUUCAAGAGUGUCUUGGAUCCUCCUCUUCUGACAAGAAUAGUUAUGGCAGAAUAGCAGGAGAUAGCGGUGGUACUAGCAAGGAACUCUUGUCGCCAUUGCAAUUUCUCUGCCGAUACAAAUUGGAUCGAAUCAAUAUCUUUCCAUUACUCCGUUACAUGGAAGAGACCAAGCUUUCGCAAAAGUUGCUUGGAUUCGUUCCCACUGUGGAAGACGGCGACGAUGCAAAGGACGGUGACGAUAAUGCUGGUCCAGGACUCUUCCAUCGCGACAGCGACAAAGCGAUAGAGGAGGUGAAGAGAAAAAAGAAGAAAAAGAAGACAACCAGACUAUCUCCAAUAGCAGUUGUCGAAUCCUUCCUGUCCAAACUAAACUAUGCCAAUGCUGAUGGCAAAAUUGUGAUCUGCCCCAAUGAGCACAAGAUUCAGUUUGUCGUUCUGAACCCGGCAGUUGCCAGUGAGGAUGAUCUAUACCACAGGCCGCGUGCUCUUUGUUUGGUGGGAGGAACUCUACAGCCGAUGGAUGUCAUGAUACAAGAGCUGGUGCCCGACCUUUCGCAAGUGGCGUGUGACGCACAGCGAGCCAUUUCGAAUGGCAAUUCGGGUUUCAAGAGUGACAAGCUGGUGGCAUUUUCGUGUGGGCACGUGGUUCCGAAAUCCAACGUACUGCUCCAAGCGAUAACCAAGGUGGAUGGAGUGCCACUGGAUAUUCGGCACAAGUCUCGGUCUUUGCCGGAAGUCAUGAAUGCGAUUGGAAAGUCAAUUCUUCGUUUGGCCAAGCAAGUACCCAACGGAAUGGUGGUGUUUACAGGAUCGUACCGAUACGAACAGGCCCUGGUGGACUUUUGGAAGACCAAAGCACCUCACAUAUGGAAAGAGUUGAAUUCCACCAAGCGACUCUUUCGGGAACCCAAGGACUCGAAACAGACAGACGAGGUCUUGACUUCUUUUUCCGAUGCCGCAUCAUCGGAUCGGCGUGGUGCUUUGUUGUUCUCAGUCAUGGGUGGUAAACUCUCGGAAGGAAUCAAUUUUGCCAAUGAGCUCUGUCGUUGCGUUGUUGUGAUUGGGUUGCCAUAUCCGGAUGCCAAAGAUCCGUUGUUGCAAGAGAAACUAAAGCUCUUGCCAGCUUCAGCGGAUGGUGGAAGUAGUGGCGGAUUUUCGUAUCUCCGAAGCUUGUGCUUGCGGAGUGUGAAUCAAUCCGUAGGGAGAGCCAUUCGUCAUGCAAAUGAUUAUGCCGGCAUUGUCCUCAUGGACGUUCGAUAUACACAAGAUGAUGCCAUUGGCCGCGGACUACCAAAAUGGUUGACGGAAAGUACACCGGAGUGGAAACGGCAAGAUACCACCUUGUCUUCAGCCGAAAGGAGACUAGAAGAGUUCUUUCAAUUCCAUACUUCUGUUAGUGAGCAAUGA